Manis javanica (Malayan pangolin) is the source of this 1526-nucleotide messenger RNA. RefSeq names its product CCAAT enhancer binding protein epsilon (gene CEBPE). NCBI's taxonomy places the organism in Eukaryota, Metazoa, Chordata, Mammalia, Pholidota, Manidae. Gene Ontology annotation, biological process: regulation of transcription by RNA polymerase II; DNA-templated transcription; myeloid cell differentiation. The record is from RefSeq and is a predicted model, not a curated record. Gene Ontology annotation, molecular function: DNA-binding transcription factor activity, RNA polymerase II-specific; RNA polymerase II cis-regulatory region sequence-specific DNA binding.
UCUGCACAGAACUUUUUGGAUAUCGGAGGGAGGAAGACACUCAGUGUGAGGUGGUGUCCUCAGUGAAGACUCUGGAAGCCCGUGGACUCAGCGGGGAGACAAGAGGCAUUCCCAGCAGCAUCAGCUCCUGGGCAUUUCAGAACCCUGGCUUGGACCCCGACCAAAGAGGGCCCUCAACUAACUGCUAAAUAGGCCAGAGACCCCAGCUCUCCAAGGCCUGCAUCCCUCCGUCCAGGGCGCGCCCUGCCCCUCCCUGAGUCACCCAGGGAGAGAGGGGGAAAAAAGGGAAGAGAAAAGAGGCAUUGGCUACAGAGGAAGGAAAAGGAAACAGCAGAGGAGGGAGGAGAGAGGCCACGCAGGAGUGGGUGACAGAGGAGGUCAGAGAGGGAAGAUCUAGGGCAGAUCAGGGCAGAGGGAGAUAGAGAGAGGGCAGGCCAGCAUCCCAAAGGGUGCCCCAAGAGCAAGCGGUGGGGGCGGGGAGCAGAGGGGGCGGGCCGGCCAUGUCCCACGGGACCUACUACGAGUGUGAGCCCCGGGCCGGCCAGCAGCCACUCGAAUUCUCCGGGGCCCGAGCCGGGCCUGGGGAACUGGGGGACAUGUGUGACCAUGAGGCCUCCAUCGACCUCUCCGCCUACAUUGAGUCUGGGGAGGAGCAGCUCCUCUCUGACCUCUUCGCUGUGAAACCGGCACCUGAGGCCCGAGGCCUUAAGGGACCCGGAACCCCCGCCUUCCCCCACUACCUGCCGCCUGACCCGAGACCCUUCGCCUACCCCCCACAUACCUUCGGACCCGAAAGAAAGGCACUGGGGCCUGGCAUCUACAGCAGCCCAGGGAGCUACGACCCCAGGGCUGUGGCCGUGAAGGAGGAGCCUCGGGGGCCAGAGUGCAGCCGGGGGACCAGCCGUGGCAGCUACAAUCCUCUGCAGUACCAAGUGGCACACUGUGGGCAGACGGCCAUGCACCUGCCCCCAGCCCUGGCAGCACCCAGCCAGCCUCUGCGUGUCCUCAAGGCCCCUUUGGCAGCCACUGCGCCCCCCUGCAGCCCCCUCCUCAAGGUGCCCUCCCCAGCUGGUCCCUCUCACAAGGGCAAGAAGGCAGUGAACAAAGACAGCCUGGAGUACCGGCUGCGGCGGGAGCGGAACAACAUCGCAGUGCGCAAGAGCCGGGACAAGGCCAAGAGGCGCAUCCUGGAGACGCAGCAGAAGGUGCUGGAGUACAUGGCAGAGAAUGAGCGCCUCCGCAGCCGCGUGGAGCAGCUGACCCAGGAGCUGGACACACUUCGAAACCUCUUCCGCCAGAUCCCUGAGGCUGCCAACCUCAUCAAGGGCGUGGGGGGCUGCAGCUGAGCCUGGCUGGCAAACUGUGUCACCAGCCCCCACAACCCCAGCUAAGCCUGGGGAUUCCCACCCUGCUCUAGGGCCCCUCACAGGCCAAGCCUAAGACACGGACCAUGGACAAAUGGCAGCAGGUGGAGAGAGAGGAGGGCAGGCCCCAGCAUAAUGAUUCUGUGGCUGAAUAAAAUUGCU